Messenger RNA from Cinara cedri, 2350 nucleotides. The record is from the annotation of a GenBank genome assembly. NCBI's taxonomy places the organism in Eukaryota, Metazoa, Arthropoda, Insecta, Hemiptera, Aphididae.
UUUCAUCACGAUAUUAACCACGAACCAACACACGUCGAUCUUUAUUCGUGAUAUAAACGAUCUACCCCUCAAAAAAACCGAAACUGCUACUGAUAGCGCUCCUUCAGUGUUCACUUUUUCACAAGCCAGAAUGUAUUACGAAAAUCGCCACAGUCACGUUCGAGCGGGGUAGCUGUCGGUCCGAGGACCGUGGACGCGCCGACACGAACAAAGGAGUUUUUGUUAACAUCGCGAUAAUUUAAUAAUUAUGAUUCAUUAUCUACAGAUCAUCCGUAUAGUAUCUGAUAAGUGUUCGUUGAGUAUCCAACAGAGAUAAUAAAAACUAAUCGUAUUAUUAUCUACGGUAUCCAACAUUAUAGAUCUACGGUUGUAAUUGUAUUAUCUAUGGUUCAACAUUUGUUUACCAAUUUGGCGAAUUGACUAAUUUCUUUGUUAAAUGCUGGUUGUAUUUAACGCUAAUACCCGUGUUAAAACUACAUAUUUGUUUUAAAAUUUAUCAGAAGAAAUUGUUUUUUUAGAUUUUAUUCGUAAAUAAAAUAAGUAAUAAUUCAAUCUUCUCAAAAACUAUAAUUAUCAUGCCUUCUGCAGUUGAAACAAAAUGUGUGACUAGAAGAGAAAUUAUUGAGAUGAUGAACGAAAAAGAAAAACUUGAACAACAGUUGAAAACUCUCGGUGAUGUUUUGCAAUCCGUAAAUAUAAUAUUAUAAUUAUUAUUGUAGAAUUAAAGUUGUACAUAAAAAUUAUGUAUUGCAAGUAAUAUAUUAUUUUGGUAUGUACCUAUGGUAAUUUAUAAUAAUAUGUACAAUACAGUUAAAAUUUAAUAUUGACUACUCAUAUUUACCUUUGUUUUAAAUUUUAGCAUAGAAUCGGUAUGCACGAAUCACUGGUAGACGACCAAGAUUUUCCCAGGAAUGACAUUGAUGUAUACCAAAUCAGAUUAACACGCAAUCGUAUAAUUUGUAAGAAUUGCAUUUGAUUAUUUCAUUAAUUAAAAUAACUACCCGUGUUAUGAAAUAUUUUUGAGAUGAAGAAAAUUAUCAAUAUUAAUGAUUUCCCGGGUUGUAAUUUCAUCCCAGUCCAUUUCUGAUUAUUACAUUUAAUAAUAAUACAAUUUAUAAUUAAUAAUCAAUACAAAUAAUAAUUUAUUUGAUUUUAAAAACAGAGAAGGUGUAUAUUCUAAAUAGCCAAUGAAACCUCUGAAUAGCAGAUUGAAUUCCGGUGACUAAGAGCGUCUGCUAUUCAGAGGGGGCAAAUGUUUAAUAUUCAUAAAAGGCAAAUAUGUAAAAUGAAAAUAUUUAUGUGUUAUAAGUGAUGAAAUUAAAGGAUAAAAUGUAUUUGUUUUUCCUCUGUUAUCUACCUAAUGUGGUUUUGCACAACAAAUUGAGGGUUAUUUUUGUUUAAAAUGUAUUUGUUAGCAUUAUUAAAAGGUGGAAUAUCAUGACAAUGAAAAUUCCGGUGUAAUUCUUAACAUUAAAAAUAAUUUAAUUGAUUUGGUAGGAAAAAAUAGUCAGUCCAUGGCUUUGAAAAUAUCAAAUUAUUUUACACAGUAUCUACAAUCAAAGUUUUUCUUAUUUGUUUUGUUUCAGGUACUCGUAACGAUUUAAAAGCAAUAAUGGAUCUUAUUGAAAAAAGUCUAAAUGCUUAUUUCAUGCAAAACAACCACGAUGAACCUGAACACAUGACUAAUGGAAGUUGUAGUUUGAAACCAGAUCAUUAAUAUCUUGGAUGCACGCUUUUAAUUUUAUAAUUUGUUUAUAUUUUAAAAUAUUUACAAAUGUCAUGAAGACAAUUUUUUUGACAUAAUUUUGAUCUACAGUUGUAUUAAUUCAUAGUACAUAAUUGGUAUUGUAUUUGUUGUUAUAACUAUUAUCCUAUAUAGUACAUAUGUGCAAUACAAAUUAAAAACAACGUCGUCGAAAGAUAUGAGUAAAAAUAAUUUUAUCAGAUGUAUGAUGAGUCAUAGUGAGUCAUGACAAAUGUGAUAACAACAAGUAAUAAUUUUUGACACUGGGAAUGAACGAGCGCUAGAGUUUGGUUGGAACAUUUGAUUUGUUCAGGUUUGUACUUCACUUUGUCACGGCACGGUUCCCAAUCCGUAUAGUUCACAUCUUCAAUCGUGUUUCAAACACGCCGUGCACCGUCUCCCGUGCAUUAAUAACCGUCCCUAACUAUCUCACGCAAUCCGUUUUUAAAUAAUAUGCCGAUGAUAUUUUGAGAACACAGAAUGUUCGAAUUAUCUGUAGUUUUUCUUUCGAGUGAUCUGGGUUCCGAUGUUUUUAUACAAUUGUGUAGAUCGUGUUUGUGCAAUCAAUAUUGUAAUUUGAUCUGUUUUUUUAUGGCAAUUUCCAUA